GCCAUGCAGAGAAGAUUUUAAGAAAUAGUUCUUCCACAAAUCAAUGAAAAACAAAGAGUUUUUAUUUACUUUUCUAUUAAUAAGUGAACAACUGUUUAUUUUAUAUCUUCUAACAACAACUAUUAUUGCCGCAUGCUUUUAUAUCCUUUAAUAAGUUCCGAAUCUGAACCAUUCACCAAAAAACUAUGUAUGUGUUACUGUUAACUUUGACGCUGGCUGUUCUACACGUCAGCAAUGCCAGGAUUUCAGAGAUUCCAGCCCCUGAGCCACUGCAGGAGUGCUACCAAAGAGUAGAGACCGAGAAUGUUGAUUCUUAUAUUGGAAGUCUCUACAACUGGCACUGCGAACACAUGAUGUCCGGUAACUUAAGCUCAGAAAACACAGAAACCAGUGACCCUCAAGCCGCUGAGUACAUUAAACAAUUAUAUGAGAAAUCUUUAACUAUCGAAGCUGCCCCCGCAAGAAGAAAGCGUCAGUCCACAUUGCCCAGGUGUGUUAGGAAAGAGUACCGCAUGCUGACUCUAGAGGAGAGGACCAGAUAUCAUAACGCCAUCAAUACACUCAAGAGAGAUACGACGGUGAGGCCCAACAAAUAUGACGUCAUCGCUGCCUACCACACAGGCGUGAAUAAUGCAAGAGCUCAUGGUGGUCCAGGUUUUCUUGGCUGGCACAGAAUAUAUCUGAUGAUUUAUGAGACUGCUCUCCGGGAAGUCGACCCGACAGUCUGUGUACCAUACUGGGACUCGACUCUUGAAAGCCAACUGACGAAUCCAUCCUUAUCAUCUAUUUGGACGCCCGAGUUCCUCGGCACAACUCAAGGGGCCGUAGUGGCCGGCCCUUUCGCUAACUGGGUGCUGCCCAACAGAAGUCCGCUGAUUAGAAAUGUGGGCAUCGACGGAGAACCAGUGACCACAGCCGACGUUACGAAUAUUUUGUCGAGAAGCAGGUAUGAAGAAAUUGUAACAUCUCCAACUGUUCCCGCACGGUACGACAUUGAGUUACAGCACGGGUCUGUCCACGUUUACAUAAGCGGCGCCAUGAAUCGACUGGACACUGCAGCCUUUGACCCAGUGUUCUUCAUGCACCAUUCCUUCAUUGACUACAUCUUUGAGAGGUUCAGGGCAAAAAUGACCGGUGACCCUGCAGCCUAUCCUACAGUGCCUACAAACACCAGACAUGCGUCCACUGCUACCACUGGCCUGCCUGGCGGCUCCAGACAGAUUGACGGCUAUGCAGCCAGCCUGGCCAAUAGGGUCACUUAUGAACCAGUGCCAACAUGCUCUGCAGCGGCGCCUUCUUGUGGUGACAGGUUUCUAGUCUGCCAGACAAGCACUGGCCGCUGUCUUCCCACAACAAGAACCACAAGGGCCAGGCGUAAUGUGGACAACCCCAGCACACUUGACACUUGCGAGAACCCAACAUUCGGACAGGCCAUCCAGAACGACUACUGCUGCAGCAAGACCUGCGACACUAACCAGUGGGCGAUGAUCCCGGUCAGAGUGGUCAGCGUUAGGCCACCCAAGUUCCAGAACUACAGCAGUUACCCUGUUACUUCUGGCCAAUUGAACAGAGAACGAGAUAUCUACUUCCCCAAUUCAAACAGCCGUAUCCACAAGUAUAUUGGCGGUCGACUAGCCAAUCCUAAGACGUUUAAGAGAUGUACGAAGGACAGUCCCGCAGGCCAGGUGUUUGUCUAUUCAAACGGAAUCAAUUAUUCUGGUUACUAUAAGGAAUACGUCAUUGCUGACCACAGACAGGCGGUUUCAGUAUCCAUUGGAUUUGUGGGGAUGAAGAAACCUUCGCCAGGAGAUGGCGUGACUAAAGCUCUUCUUCGAGCCCAUGAUUCCUGUGGGCGUGUGUGCCGUGUUUUGUGCAAGGACCCUGCUAGUAAACAAUUCAAGGCAUGCUCCGGGGCGGUGGCCCUAAGUGAUCAGAAGCCACAUAUGUAUGGGGCUUCCUACGACGAUGCUGUUAUGGACUUAUUUGACUACGCUUCCGAUGGAGACUGCCCAAGAUAUAACACAGAUGAUUUCUAUAUAACAUUUUUCUGUGAUUAUCAUAACAAAUUCCCAUAUUCUCAUCAGAGAUCUUAUAACUAGCAGCUUACAUACACACAAGUGAUAUAGACAUGUGCAAGAAUUAAUGUCGAUCUCUUAAAUAAUGUCUAAAAUAAUGUAGAUUUCGUUGUAAUGCUCAAUAAAUCAUUGUACUAAGUAUACGUACAAAUGUGCUAUGUACACGAUAUGUUUGUGCUAUGAUAUUACAUUAUAGAUGCUUAUUAAUAUGAAACCAUAGAUUUAUAUAUUAGACUAGACUGGACAUGGAGAUUUGUUAACACUACAAAAAUGUCCUGAAAAUUUUUAAGAAAGUUGGAUCAAGGUGUUGUUUUGUAAAGUAGCUAAAAGAAGUGAAGUUUUUUUUUUCAACCCUAACCUAUUUAGCAUAUAAUUUAAUUUUUAGAUCUAGAUCUAGUAAUUGAACAUAAAAAAUAAGAGUCUCAUAAUUAUUAUUUUGCAACUUUUAGAUACAUAAUCUAGAAAGAUCUAGGUAAUCAAUCUAUUUAAAUAUACAUAAGAUGAUUUAAAUCAACAUAAAUUAUUUCCAUCUAGGAUUUUUGAAACAUUAUCUCAAUGGAAACAAACAGGAAAUAGCUUUGUUUCAUUUAUUUGCGUGAAUAUCCGAGAAAUGAUUUUGCAUUAUUUCUAAACUUUGAAACCUAAAGAUCAUUACAUUUCUAAGACAGAAAACAUUGAUUGGGGCGACUUCCCUUAGAGCCUGAAAAAAGAGUUUACGUACAUAACAAUUAUAUAUAGAUAGGUCUGUGAAUCGAACAGUCGCGAAUAAGAAUUUAUUUCCGGUUUCCAGUCUAGUAUAAUAUAUAUAUAAGUCUAUGUAUGAAACUCUGGGUGUUGACAUUUUUCUAAACUCUGAAACAUAAAGAGCAACAUUUGAAAAGACAAAGUUUUGAGUUUGAUCAACGGGAGGUGUAAAACUUAGUUUUUUAAAUUUACAUUUUCUUUUUGUUGAAAUGACUUUGAAUUUUAUGUAAAUAAAUUUGUUGUUCUUUAAUGAUAAAAUUGACGAAUUUUGAUUGAACUAUCAUUAUAGUUUAUCCGCAAAUGCAAAA
Molecule: messenger RNA, 3127 nt
Organism: Biomphalaria glabrata
Lineage: Eukaryota; Metazoa; Mollusca; Gastropoda; Planorbidae
Product: putative tyrosinase-like protein tyr-1
Exons: 11
Coding region: 186-2099 (637 amino acids)
Molecular function (GO): oxidoreductase activity
Source: RefSeq, a predicted model, not a curated record